GUCACGUCCGCUGAGUCCGCUGUAUGGCAUGUCGACCAAUGGAGCCCAAGCCUCGCUGGCGCCGCUUGCUGCGGCUGCGCCGCGACAAGAAACUCCGUGGCGCCGGCCCUGCUGUGCCGCGCGUGAGCGCACGCGCUGCAAUGAGAGAGGCGCUGGGACCCACCGAGACCUUUGAACCGCCGCCCUUGCCAUGUGGACAUUGCAUGCUAUCGCUGCGGAUGUCUGAUUCCAAUGAUGGCCUCGAGGAAUUGAAUGCUGAGCUUCGUUUCACCAAUGGAGAGAAGGCGGCCAACUUGCGCGGCAUGUACAUCUUCCGAGAGGAGAAUGGAGACUUCUUGGACUGCUGCGCGCGUGGUCCCGAAAGGCUCAAAGAUUUGGCGCCGGUGCUCUUCAACGAGUUCGGUCGUCCGAAGGAGGUGCUGAAGAAGCAGUGUGGGGUGCGCGCUCGCACCGGCGGCUUCCUAUGGCUCGUGAGCCUUGACGUGUCAGAGGAGUUGGAGUUGGACAUUCAGAAGGAAUUCAUUCAGAAGGUCUUCUGCGUUCUGGCCGGGGCGAUGAAGAGACUGACCCUGGUGCUAUGUCUUCAUGACAGUAUCGACCGUGUGCAACACAUGGAUCUUCACCCCAUGGAAAUCGACGGGCAGCAGGUCUUCUCUUGGGAGAAGCGUUCCUCGGAUCCCAAGGCCAUGGCCAUGGUGGCCUCGCAGGAGCGGCGCCUGCGGCCGCCCGAGGAGCCCAUGGAGCCCGAGCCGGCCACGACGCUGGAGGCGGUGCUUCCGCAGCCGCUGGAGGCUCCCCCUGCAGCGCCGCCGGACUUCCCCCCUGAAGCUCCGCCCCUGGUUGAAGCGCCACCGGCUCCAGAGACGGCGCCGGUUGCGGUGCCCACGGCUGCCACAGCCGCGCCGUCGAACUCGACGUCGAUGCCCAGUGCGCCGUCGAACGAGAUGACUCAAAGCUCUGCGUUGAUUUCUCCGGCGGUUCCGGCGGCGAACGCGCCUGGUACACCAAACAGCAUGGCCGGAAGUAUGGAGGAGUUCAGCGAUGUUGAGGGAAACACCUCCGUCCCAGCCUCUCCGGGCAGAGAUUUCCGAACUCGAUGGCGGAUGAAAGGCAAAGGUUCAGCGAACCGGAACGAGUUGCCGGCGGCGCAAAGUACUUCGCCACCACCUGCUGCAGCAGCCCCUGAAGCUGAGCCAACCAAAGCCGUCCCCGCCCCUGCUGCACCAGCACCGGCCGCGGCUGCGCCGGCACAAGCUUCCGUGGUUCCAAAGGCAGGCAAGGCGGUUGAAGUGAAGGGCAAAGGAAAGGUGAAGGGAAAGCUGAAGACCCCGCUGGCUGCGACAACCAAGCGCCGUUCCAGCGACAUGGAGCCGCCGCCCCUGCAUGCCGCCAUGCGGCGGCAACGGCGCGCCGUGUCCCUGGAGUCGGUUCGCCUUGAAGAGCCGCCGCUGCCGGAGGGUGCCCUGGAACGAACGCCCAGCACCUCAUCGCUGUCGCAGCGGAUGCAAUGGGCGCUGCUGCGGUCCGCCACGUGCGCGCAGAGGAUGUGGGCCAAGCAGAUGCAAAAGCUGGAAAAUGGACGUGCCGCAGUCGACAUCUGGCUCGGUGACGACCUCCCUGAGAAAUUUCAGGCGGGCGUCCACAAGGCCUUCAUUCGCGGCAUGGUGGAAGUGGCAUCGGCCGUGGAGCAUCUGCUGUGGCAGGGCAAGGAGCCCGCGUUGGCCACGCUUCACUCCGCCUUCCCCGCCAGCAUGGACGGGCACUAUGCGGCCAUGCAGCAGCGCAUGCUAGGUCUGCGGGUGCUAGAGGGACGACAGCGUCACAGCCUGAGCCACUUCUACGGCAAGGGCGGUCGCCUUGAGGACGUCCUGCGGCUGCUGCUGGUGGACGCUGAACGCUUCUGUCAGAAGCAGGACGCCAGCGUGCAAGACGUUGGCGAGGAACCGUCCAGCGCCUGGGCGGAGCGCUACGGCGCGCUGCCGCCGCGCGACGCCAGCGAGACCUGGGCGACGCUCAGCGCUGCGCUGGGCCUCGAUGCCGACGACGGGGAUGCCAAGCGGCGGCGGGUGGCGUAGGUCCCUGGCAACGGAGAAUUUCCUGAGUUUUUUGGAGGAUUUGCCAGUGAACUAAGUUCCAUCUUGAAUCGACACAGUUUCAGCCACGGAAUUUCCACUGCAAGAUUUGCC
Cladocopium goreaui is the source of this 2186-nucleotide messenger RNA. NCBI's taxonomy places the organism in Eukaryota, Dinophyceae, Suessiales, Symbiodiniaceae. The record is from the annotation of a GenBank genome assembly.